Messenger RNA from Mollisia scopiformis, 991 nucleotides. RefSeq lists its product as uncharacterized. The coding region runs from base 278 to 991 and encodes 237 amino acids. The record is from RefSeq and is a predicted model, not a curated record. Gene Ontology annotation, cellular component: cytoplasm. NCBI's taxonomy places the organism in Eukaryota, Fungi, Ascomycota, Leotiomycetes, Helotiales, Mollisiaceae. The transcript is spliced from 3 exons.
AGGCAGCACGAGACACAGGGUUUCUUACAUCUGCAUCACUGAAGCAUUUGUGUAUUUUCCUACCAAUUGCAAUGCGGAUACAAAAUAACUGCUGAGCUGUCAAAAGUUUGCAAAAGGUCUAAGCAACUGUUGAUUUCCCCAUUCGCUGGCGGGCCCGUCAUGGCCGCUCGAAUUCAACCGUCGCGAGUUGUGAAACAAAUGUUGUUGAUCCGCACACCUUACGACAAUCACAAUCACCUCCCUCGGCGCACACCAGAUACAGAUCAUUGAAUUAAACAUGGCCUCAAAGACCUAUUCCGAUGAUCCACACCUCUAUCUCUAUACGAGUCUGACCUCGGGAUCCUCGCACAUCGUCACCGCUACCUCGCGGAUGGAGACCAUCCUCAAGGCCAACCGGAUCCCAUUCAAAGCGCUCGAUAUCGCGACGGAUGAAAAGGCACGCAUGCUAUGGGGAAGAAGAGCUGGAAAGGAUGAAUCUGGCAGACCCAGGAAAAUACCGGGGCUGGUGCAGAUGGGACUGGUCAUAGGAGAUCUCGUCGAGGUUGAAGAUUGGAACGAAUACGGCGAGCUGAAGCAACAUGUCAAGAUCGUGGGAAACUCAAAUAUGACACCCGUACGAACACCAGCCGUUACUCCUUCGAGCACACCUUCCAAACCCGCGGUUCAGAAGGAGAAUAUCAAGCCGGAGUCCGCUGCGGCCUCGACCUCGAAAGAAACCGAGACACCCAAGUCUUCUGUCCCUGAAGCCACACCCAUUACGUUGGCGCUACGUCAAGUAGGACAAGAAGCUGCGCAAAAAGCCAAAGAUAAUAAGAAGAAGCCGAUGGAGACAUUCUCGGGCGUGGGCAAGGCUGAACCAGCGAAAGACGAGAAGGCUGUACCCGCACCCAUAACCACCGAUUCAACUUCAGAUGAUGAGAUUAAGCAGAUUGAGGAGGAAGAAGCUAUUCCAGAGGAAAGCGAGGAGGAUGACGAUGACGACGAAAAAUGA